Theileria parva strain Muguga is the source of this 926-nucleotide messenger RNA. It is a transcript of the gene gpi12, whose product is annotated as GlcNAc-PI de-N-acetylase family protein. Gene Ontology annotation, biological process: GPI anchor biosynthetic process. The record is from RefSeq and is a predicted model, not a curated record. NCBI's taxonomy places the organism in Eukaryota, Apicomplexa, Aconoidasida, Piroplasmida, Theileriidae. Gene Ontology annotation, molecular function: N-acetylglucosaminylphosphatidylinositol deacetylase activity. The coding region runs from base 111 to 866 and encodes 251 amino acids. The transcript has 4 exons. Gene Ontology annotation, cellular component: endoplasmic reticulum.
UUUUAUUUAUAAUUCAUUGCAUAUAUAAUUUUUUACACCUCAAUUACAUUUUAGCUAUUUCCACCAUUUUAAACCUCAUUUUAUGUUUUUAUUCGUGUUCUCUGUUAUACAUGAAGUUUAGGUUAAUUGCCUUUAUUCCACUUUUAUUACGUGGGUUUGCAGAGUUUAGAAAUGUUCACAUGCUCUCUCACAUCUUCGAGGCACUCAAAUAUGCAACCUCAGAUUCUCCUUCCGGAAAUCCAAGUCUCGGCUUCCUCCUUGCACAUCCCGAUGAUGAAUCCAUGUUUUUCCUCCCUACUCUCGGAGCUUUGAAAAGCAUUCCCAAACCCGGCGAGGAAUCCACUUUUAAACUACACUUCUUAUACCUUUCCAACGGUAACUCUGAGGGCAAAGGUGAGCUACGAGAGGCUGAAUUAGCUAGCCUUUGUGAUUAUUAUGGGUACUCGUGCACUGUCAUCAAUGAUCCUCUGCUUCAGGACGGCGACACGAAAUGGGACCCUGAGCACGCCUUACCUCAUGUAAAAAAAUUUAUUAAUGACCACAGCCUAAGGGUUCUGUUUACUUUUGAUGGUCACGGUGUUUCCGGUCAUCCUAACCACAUAUCCACCUAUGAAACGGCCAAACUUGCCAGUAAGGAGUUGGAUUUUUUGAAGGUUUUUUACCUUCAAUCUCUCAAUAUUAUUUCUAAAUAUACCAGCAUCUUUUCACUUUUUAUGAUGUUUUUCAAAUCUAAAUGUUGCAUUGCUCUUACGCCUUUUAAGGUUAUGAACAAUAUGAAGUUUUACCAAACUCAAUCUCGCGUCCAUGUACCAUUUUGGUCCUUUCUUUCCUCCUACAGCUAUAUCAACGCUUUCUCUGUUGACUAAUUUCUCGAAAAGUUUCGAAAAUCUCAUUAAAUGUAGCCUGUCAAUGCUAUACUGAACCCA